UUUAUCAGGGCAAGAGCAAUGCUCCCGACGCCGUGUCUCUCGGCCGGAUGCCGCCGGCACGCCAGAUUAGCGCCCGGCAGCGUCGAUAGUGGAUUCUUCGCGUCGCGGCAGCUGCACAGGGCUCACAUUUCUUCUCGCAGGAGGAGAUUGCGAGCUAGAAUCUCCGGGUCUGUUGCUUCCUCCUCCUCCUCCUCCUCGGCAUCGGCCGCGGAGAAAUCGAAUGUUUUCGGGAGUGAGAAGCGGCUGUCGGGGCCCAAGAAGCUGCUCGAAGGCAUGCCUGCCCCGACGAGGUAUGUGACGUGCACGGCGAUUGUUGCUGGAGCUCUCAUGGCUGGCUAUGCAGUGGGAAGCCAAGCCAAAGGCACUCCCAACGCUGCAUUGGCCGGGGCAAUCGCCCUGGGCGCUGUUGGAGGAGCUACAGCGUUUGUCGUGAAUUCCAUGGCUCCCGAUGUAGCGGCAGCGCAGGUGCACAAUCUACUCGUCAAUCAUCCCGAUCCAAGGUCGCUGCGAGGGGAAGAAAUCGAGGGGAUUCUCAAAAAGUUUGGGAUCAACAAAACGAAUGAGAAGUUUAAUACCGAGCUUCGCAAUCUGUACGAUAGUUUUGUGAGCUCUGUUAUUCCUCCUGGCAACGAGGAUCUCAAAGGCGAUGAGGCCGCGACGAUUCGGAAGUUCAAGGAGGCUUUGGGAUUAGACGAUCCGGAUGCUGCUGCUGUUCACAUUGAGAUAUGCAGGCGAAUUGUCAGGCAACGACUUGAAACUGGUGAUAGAGACACUGCUGUUGAAGAACUUCGGGCAUUCCAAAAGCUUGUAUACGUUUCGAAUCUUGUUUUUGGCGAGGCCUCGAAGUUUUUGCUACCUUGGAAGCGAGUUUUCAAAGUUACCGAUUCUCAGGUUGAGAUAGCAGUUCGAGACAAUGCUCAGAGGCUAUUUGCAACAAAGCUAAGCUCAAUUGGAACAGAUGUUAAUAUUGACCAACUCAAAGAACUGCGGCGAAUCCAGCUCAAAGUCCAGCUCUCUGACGAGAUUACGAGUUCCCUUUUCAAGUCGCACACUCAAAAGCUUCUUGAAGGAUACAUUUCUCGAGCUUUGGAGGUCUUGAAAGCUCGAACCAGAAUCAAGGAUACAAAAAAAUUGGUGAUGGAGCUAGAAAACAUGCUAGCAUACAAUGAUUUACUGUCCGCCCUUGCUAAGGAUGCCGAUUCUUCAAGCUUGGUACCAGGCCUGGGCCCAGCAUCGGUCAUAGGAGGUGUCUAUGACAGCGAUCGGGCAAUGGAUGACCUUAAACUGCUGUAUCGAACAUAUUUGAGUGAAGCUGUAGUAUCAAAUGGUCAAUUGCUCAAAGAGAAGCUGCCCUUGCUGGCUCAGCUGAAAAACACAUUUGGCAUUGGAAAUCGCGAGGCCGACGAUAUCAUGCUGGAUAUCACAACGAAAGUCUAUCGCCGACGGCUAUCACUAGCAGUUACAGACGGCGAUCUUGAUGCCGCAACCAGCAAGGCAACAUUCUUACAGAAUCUCUGUAAUAGUCUUCAAUUUGAUCCUGCAAAGGCAAGCAAAGUGCACGAAGAAAUAUACAGGCAAAAACUUGAGCAAUGCGUAGCUGACGGUAGUUUGAGUGACGAGGAUAUUUCAGCGUUGCUGCGACUGCGUGUUCUUCUGUGCAUUCCUCAGGAAACUGUUGAGACUGCCCACGCAGACAUCUGUGGUCGUAUUUUUGCAAAGGUCGUCAAUACUGCCAUUUCUUCGGGAGUUGAUGGCUACGAUCCAGAGACGACAGCCACUGUUCGGGCAGCCAUUAAAGGCCUUCGUUUAAGCCAAAAAGCGGCUAUGGAUAUCGCAAGCAAAGCGGUUCGUACUAUGUUCAUGACGUAUGUGAAGAGAUCAAGAACAGCAGACAACCGGACCGAGUCGGCAAGAGAGCUGAAGAAAAUGAUCCUCUUCAACAACCUUGUGGUCACUGAGCUGGUGGACGAUAUAAAACAGGAUCCCAACGUCGUCAAGGCUGAGUUCGUGGAAGAGAAAAAAGUGGAGGAAGUCGACUACAUUGACGAUGGCCUGGAAAUGCUACAGUCUCUCAGAAAGACGAAACCGGACCAGACCAGGGAGACAAGUGGAAAAGAGCCACAGAAAGAGAUAACUCUGCGUGACGACCUUCCAGCCAGGGAUCGAACGGAUCUAUAUCGGCUCUACCUGAUAUACUGCCUCACCGGAGAAACGACUCACAUGCCGUUUGGGUCCUCGAUCGUGGUACAACGAGACAGCAGCGAAUUCGAAAGGCUUGGUGAACUGGGAAUCAUCCUUGGCCUCACACCGAUGGAAAUCGGCACCGUUCACAAGGGGCUGGCAGAGCAGGCUUUCAAGCAGCAAGCCGAGGUGAUCCUUGCAGAUGGCAAGCUCUUGCCGCAGAAGAUGGAACAGCUCGUCGAAGUCCAAAAGCAGCUCGGCCUCCCAUCCGAUUCGUUCCAAAAAGUCGUGCACAACAUUGCAACGACAAAGAUGGCGGGAGCCAUCGAUGCUGCUGUGAGGAGCGGCGAGCUCAAAGUGGAGGAAAUCAAGGAAAUGCGGGAUGCGGGCGUGAAGAUCGACAGCAUGAUAUCCAAGGAGCAACGAGAGAAGAUGUAUAGGAGCCUGGUGGAUAGGGAGCUUUCAUCCGGAAAGGGAGAGUUCGACGAGGACAAGUUCUAUACUUCCAUGCCCGCGGAACUGGAGCUCGAUCCCGCGAAGUGCCGGAGCAUGGUGGACGAUCUCGCCAAGCAACGGUUGAAGAGCUCGCUGAUUCAAGCCGUGGCCUUGUUGAGGCAGAAGAACGAGACAGGAGUGGUGUCUCAGCUUACAAAUCUUCUGCUGUGCGACAAGCUUGUAAGAUCAGAGAAGCUGUCGUGGGCAGUGAAGGACGAGCUGAAAGAUCUCUACUGCAUCUACGUAAAGACGUCUCCUCCGGCGGAGAAGCAGCAAAGGCUGCAAGAGCUGUUUGGAUUCAGCGCGUCCAUGGCCAAGUCGCUCGAGGACUUUGUCGCGGCCAACGGAUUCAGCCUCGCCGGAGACGAAGAGGAGCUCAAGUUUUGAGAGGCUGUUUGUUUGUACUCUACAUAAAAGUUUUCGCGCUACCAACAUAUUCUCGGAAUCUUACUAAA
Molecule: messenger RNA, 3131 nt
Organism: Selaginella moellendorffii
Lineage: Eukaryota; Viridiplantae; Streptophyta; Lycopodiopsida; Selaginellales; Selaginellaceae
Product: protein TIC110, chloroplastic
Exons: 14
Coding region: 19-3063 (1014 amino acids)
Biological process (GO): protein import into chloroplast stroma
Cellular component (GO): TOC-TIC supercomplex I
Source: RefSeq, a predicted model, not a curated record